Naegleria lovaniensis is the source of this 1452-nucleotide messenger RNA. RefSeq lists its product as uncharacterized. The transcript has a single exon. NCBI's taxonomy places the organism in Eukaryota, Heterolobosea, Eutetramitea, Acrasida, Naegleriidae. Gene Ontology annotation, biological process: protein modification process. The record is from RefSeq and is a predicted model, not a curated record. Bases 1 to 1452 code for a protein of 483 amino acids. Gene Ontology annotation, molecular function: ATP binding; metal ion binding. Gene Ontology annotation, cellular component: P-body.
AUGUACCAACAACCCAACAACACAGAUUUGGCAAAAGAAAAUCUUCUCAUCCAUCUUGAUUGCCCGUAUUCUCAAGAAUUACUUCUCCGGGUACUCACAGAAACCAACAAUGAAGAAAACUCUAAAUUUCUUUCCAAGUACAACAUUUUCACUCGGGAGGACGUUUUGAAAUUUGCUUCCGAAACUUGUGAGCAAUCACAAUCAUCAUCUGCUCUUGUUUAUGAACAAUCCGUAGAAAACUUUAUCAAACAUUUCAACAUUCAUGUUCAAUGGGAUGAAUAUGAAAACAUUGCUUGGAAUCUAGUGAUGUCUCAUGAACCAUCAUCAUCUUUAGGAUUAGAAAAAUCAAAAACACCUCUCCGAUGUAAUUAUUAUUGUGUUCGGAAGGGUCUCAUCAGAAAGGCACAAUUUGCAAGUGUUUUAAAUCGAUACAUGACAAAAAAGUUAGACAAACAAGAAACCACUUGCUUAAAAAGGUCAAUUCCUGAGACCUAUCUCUAUGAAUUGGAUGAUCCCGAAUAUUUUGAUGAGAGUUUAUAUGAUAUUUAUGAAGUAGUUGAAUCUCUUCAAGAAAAUGAAAGAAAAUUACAGGAGGGUGAAUUGAUGAAUUUAACCACAUGGAUUUUGAAACCAUCCAUCACUAAUAAGGGAGCUGAAAUUUUCAUUUUCAAUUCGUUGGAGGCGUUGAGAAAUUAUUUUACACAAAAACAUGAACAACACCGUUCAGAAGAAGAAGAAGAUGAGGAACAACUUGAUGAAGAUAAGGAUUUGUCUUCUGAGCAACAUGUUGAUUUGAGGCAAUUAAGAGAAUGGGUAAUUCAACGCUAUGUGGAUAGACCUUUAUUGUUGUGUGGUGGAAGAAAAUUUCACCUGAGAGUUUAUGUUGUGUCUGUGGGCGCCUUACAGGUUUAUGUCUAUGAUCAAAUAUUGGCAUUGUUUGCGUUGAGACCUUUUGAUAUGACUCGAGUCAAUGACACAUUUUCACACAUUACAAAUACGUGCGUUCAAGUGAAUGAAGUAGAUUUCAAAGAGAGCGAAUCAGUGAAAUUGUUCUGGAAUUUGGACAAGGAAGACGCUGAACACAUUUCGAGAACACAAUUAGAACGAAUUUUCGAACAAGUGAAAGAAAUAACAGGAGAGACAUUUGCGGCUGUGAGUGGCGAAUUGAAUUUUAUGCCCUUGCCCCAUUGCUUUGAAUUGUAUGGGUUAGACUUUUUAGUCGAUGAAAAUCAUCAAGUCUACUUGCUCGAGGUCAAUGCUGGCCCAGACUUUAAGCAAACAGGAAAAGAAUUGGACAGCGUGAUUUAUAAUUUGUUUAAGCAGACAGCAAAGGUUGUUUUAUUGAACGACACUGAAGCUUGCAUUGUGAGCAAUGAAAAUCCUGCCACUUUUGGUAAGGGUCAGUUACAUCGAGUGUUAUCGAAAGAGACCACAUACAGAAACGAAUUUUAA